Messenger RNA from Candidozyma pseudohaemuli, 1380 nucleotides. RefSeq names its product Hgt18p (gene HGT18). The record is from RefSeq and is a predicted model, not a curated record. Gene Ontology annotation, biological process: monosaccharide transmembrane transport. Gene Ontology annotation, cellular component: membrane. The transcript has a single exon. Lineage: Eukaryota; Fungi; Ascomycota; Pichiomycetes; Serinales; Metschnikowiaceae. Bases 1 to 1380 code for a protein of 459 amino acids. Gene Ontology annotation, molecular function: hexose transmembrane transporter activity.
AUGUCCGAGCUCAAUUCCCCAGAGGCCAUUUUGACUUGUAAAGAGUCUGUUCCGCUACUCACCCCUUAUGAAGAUUCAUUCUUUGGCCAACGUGGAUUCGCUCGGUGCAUUCCCUUGCAGCCCGAACAAUUUGGCCUUGUGACGUCCAUCUUCAGUAUUGGAGGUUUGCUUGGCUCAUUUUAUGUUGGCUCUAUUGCUGAUAGUAUCGGAAGACGGAAGACUGCCAUGCUUCACUGUUGCGUCUAUUUCCUCGGCUCUGCCCUCAAUGGACUCAGUAACUCAUACCACGCGUUGUUAGCUGGUAGAUUCAUUGCCGGAGUUGGUGCUGGAUCGGCUCUUGUUGUCACAUCGCUUGUGAUUAAUGAGAUCGCUCCGCCUCUGUACAAGGGAUUCUUGGGUUCAAUGAACCAAGUUUCUGUCAAUGUCGGUAUACUUUUUACACAAGUGCUAGCACUCAGAUGGAAUAAUGACAAUGAUUGGAGGUUUAUUUUAUUUAUGGCAGCUGCUAUUGCGCUUUUGAAUUUCUUCCUUGUCGUUAGCUACAUGGACGAAUCACCUAUGUGGUUGGUUAACAAUGGUAUGUCUGAUCAAGCCUUCACUGUGUUGCACAAAUUGAGAGGCGGAGAAUACGGUCUUGCUAGGAACGAGGUCAACAGUUGGAAGCAGGCUUCUGGCAUUGUCGAGGAGGAUGCUAACUUGCUCGCUGGCGAGGAGGAACAGAGACCCGUGACUAAUUCCGCCGUUUCGUUGGGUGAGUACAUGAAGUCGUCAGAGUACAGAAACUCGAAGGUUGUUGCGACAGGAAUCUUGGUGCUUCAGCAAUUCUGUGGUAUCAAUUCGAUCAUCUUCUAUGGAGUGUCCGUUUUGAUUUCAAUUUUCCCCACCAAAGCUGUCAUGAUCAAUUGCUUGAUCUCUCUUGUGAACGUUAUUGUGACAUUUGGCUCUGCACCUCUUGUUGACAAGUUGGGAAGAAAACCGCUUCUUAAGACUUCGGUCACCUUCAUGGGUAUCGCUGCCGCUUUACUUGGUUUCGGAAUCCAAACCACAAAUUCCUGGUUUUCCGUAGUGGGCACCUUCGUCUACAUUGCAUUCUUUGCAAUCGGAUUGGGACCCAUUCCCUUCUUGUUGGUCGGUGAGGUUACUCAGCCAAAGGCCAAGGCUCUGGCUCAAAGUUUUGGUGUCACCAUGAACUGGGUUGCUACGUUCGCUGUGGGAUACUUGUUCCCAGUGCUCAGAAACUCGUGGCUAGGAGGUGGUACUUACUACAUCUUCACAGCUAUGUGUGCUGUGACCUACAUUUUUGUCAAGAAUUUUGUGCCUGAGACGAAAGGCAAAAACACAUAUGAAGAGGUGUGGGGCAUUCCCAACCAGUUGCAGUAG